Parnassius apollo (apollo) is the source of this 873-nucleotide messenger RNA. The record is from the annotation of a GenBank genome assembly. NCBI's taxonomy places the organism in Eukaryota, Metazoa, Arthropoda, Insecta, Lepidoptera, Papilionidae.
AUGGAUUGUAUCGCUUCAGGGAAAGGUGACACGACAGAAAAUUGUGAUCCAAAUUCAUUAUCAAAUGGUACUUCUAAGACUGCCGUAGACAAACAAAAAACUGAUAGUGAAAAAACACUCGCCGAAGCUCCCGCAGAGAGUACGGCAUGUACGUCGGAAUCAACCGAGGACUCUGUUGUCUGCGAAAUUCCGGAACAAGUCGAAUUUACGGUAGUUUUUAACAAAGUCAAACACGACAUAACAUUUGCUUACGAUGCGACUGUAUCAGAAUUAAAAGCCCAUCUUGAAAGAAUAUGUGGAGUACCACAAUCGGCGCAGAAACUAAUAAUUAAAGGCAUGGCUCGCGACAAUAUGACACUAAGGAAAGCUGGUGUUGUUAAAGGUGGAAAAGUCAUGCUUGUUGGCUCUAAAAUGGAUGAUAUAUUAGCUGUAAAAAGUGCACCAAAGGAAAUAUCAGACGAAAAAUCAAGUAGUCAGACAAAUAAGGAACCACUUUGCAUGCAGAAAAAUCACAGAAAAGUCCUUGAUAAAGGUAUUCCACCAGAUGUCAUGCCUGGGAUAAAGGGAGUUAAGGAACCUUUGCCCCCAAUCCCGCUUAGUGGAAUGUUAAAUAAGCAUGGUGGUAAAGUAAGAUUAACAUUUAAGCCAGAACAAGACCAACUUUGGGUUGGUACAAAAGAGCGUACUGAGAAGCUUGCCAUGACAUCUAUUAAAAGUAUAACUUCAGAACCAAUCAAAGAUCAUGAAGAGUAUCACAUUAUGGGCCUUCAAUUAGGAACCACAGAGGCUUCAAGAUAUUGGGUCUACUGGGUGCCAGCUCAGUAUGUGGAAGCCAUAAAAGAUGCAGUACUUGGUGUUUGGCAGUUCUUUUAA